AACAUGAUCUUUAUGAAAAAACCGCUUCAAAAGCAGCAGAAGCUAUGGAUAUUGUAAUGGAGGCUAAAUUCAAUCUACAAAGUUUGAGUGUUUGUUUGGGUGAUCAACAACCAUACGCUGAACAGGUCACACUUCCUAAAUCAAAUCCUACCGGUGGAGUUCAAGGAGGAAAUGAAAAAUCUCCAAAAGGUGAUAACGCUAAAACUCCAGACGACACCGAAAAACCUCCAGUUAUCAGCGCAAACGACUCCAAUUCAAUUAAAAAUAAUGCAUUGUUAAGUAUUGUUUGUGGAUUAAUAAUGAUGAUAGGAACCAUUUAUAUCUAA
Funneliformis geosporum is the source of this 326-nucleotide messenger RNA. The record is from the annotation of a GenBank genome assembly. Lineage: Eukaryota; Fungi; Glomeromycota; Glomeromycetes; Glomerales; Glomeraceae.